Hordeum vulgare subsp. vulgare (domesticated barley) is the source of this 1065-nucleotide messenger RNA. RefSeq names its product heme oxygenase 1, chloroplastic-like. The transcript is spliced from 4 exons. Bases 49 to 879 code for a protein of 276 amino acids. Lineage: Eukaryota; Viridiplantae; Streptophyta; Magnoliopsida; Poales; Poaceae. Gene Ontology annotation, molecular function: heme oxygenase (decyclizing) activity. Gene Ontology annotation, biological process: phytochromobilin biosynthetic process; heme oxidation. The record is from RefSeq and is a predicted model, not a curated record.
CGCCACCACCCCAAGCACUUCCAUUUCGCCAUCGUCGACUCCAUCUCCAUGGCGCUCACAGCAGCAGCAACCCUCGGCUCCUCCCCGCUCGUACCUAUCUUCGUCACCGCCGCCGGGAUGAACAGCAGCGGCAUGUCCGUGUCGUUCGGGGCGCGCAGCGUGCCGGGGAUUUCUCUGGCUAUUCAUUCCCGGCGGAGGAGGAUUGUCGCGGUGGGGGCGGCGGCGAGAGGGGAGGAAGCGGCGGAGAAGACCUUCGUGGAGGAGAUGCGGGCUGUGGCGAUGCGGAUGCACACCAAGGACCAGUCCAGCGAAGGGGAGAAGGAGCAACGAGGACCGUCGCUCAGCGAGCUGGAGCCUAACCUUGAGGCCUACCUGCGCUUCCUCGUCGAUAGCAAGCUUAUCUUCCAGACGCUCGAGAAUAUCGUCGACCGCGCCGCCGUCCCAUGGUAUGGGGAGUUUCGGAAUACUGGGUUAGAGAGAUCGGAGGCACUGAAGAAAGAUCUGAAAUGGUUAAGUGAAACGGGUCACACAAUUCCAGAACCAUCUGCUGAUGACACUAGAUAUGCUUCAUAUCUGGAAAAGUUGUCUGAGAAGGACCAGCAUGCAUUUUUCUGUCACUACUAUAAUAUGUACUUUGGGCAAUCUGCUGGAGGUCGAAUGAUCGGCAAGAAGAUUGCUGACAAGAUUCUGAACAAGAAAGAGCUGGAAUUCUACAAGUGGGAAGGUACCCUGUCCGAGUUGCUGCAGAAUGUCCGUGAAAAACUUAACCAAGUUGCUUCUAGCUGGACCCGGGAAGAGAAGAACCGCUGCCUGGAGGAGACUGAGACGUCGUUCGCCUAUUCAGGAGAGCGUCUGCGCAAGAUAUUCACCAGAGCCUAAGGUUUUACGUUGUAUCAAUUUCUUGUCAGUUGUAUCAGAUCGUCCGAUGGUAUCGUAGUACCACGAUACUAUGUGAUCUUCAUUUUUAUUGUUCUCAGUCUUGGGGAGCUCACAUGAGCUGGUGUGCUAGGCAGCCCAAGUUCAAGCGUCAGCACUCUCUUAAUAAAAUACCAUUGUGGUUCCUCC